AUGCCACGAAGUUUAAGGAAUCGAGGUCCUGAUGAUUCGAAUCCCGAUGAAAUUACAGAUGAAAAUGGUGUUACUCACACUACAACAAGAUCAUUAAGAAGAAUCAAUUAUGCAGAGAUGGACAAUAUAUUUGAUGAUGACGAUGACGAUGACCUUGUAGAACCCACGCCAGAAGUGGAUAAUGAUGCAACUGUACCCAUUGCAGAGCAACCAAAUCUCUCAUUGCCCUUUGAUAUCAAUGAUAUUGAAGUGCCUACAAAUACUACCAUUAACAAUGCUGACUAUGGCAAUGAUGACGAUGAUGAGUACGAUGAGGAUAUCGCCAAUAAUGGAAAACGAAAUUUAAGGAAAAGAAAACAGGCGCAUUACGAUGAUGACGAUGAAAGUUUCCACGAAGAGGAAUUGGAUGAUGACUUGGAAGAAGAUGAUGACGAUAAUGAUUUAGAUGAUGAAUAUAGUGAAGGUUAUAACAAUAGGGAUUCAAAGAGAAGACUGGUUGCUGAGCAGAAUAGAGAGGAUAGAAAUUUUGUGGUUCCUGAUCCUGACGAUGAAGGAGGGUCGAUGGUAGAUGAAGAUGAUGAUGAAGCUUUAUAUUAUUCUAAUAGAAGACGAACAGCUAGAAAAAAUAAAAAAAGGCAUAUUCAACAAACAGAGACUCCACCUAGAAGAAACCUUAGAAGUACUUCAAUGAGGGGACAUACUCCAGAGGCUCAAACUGAUGAAGAUGGUUAUAAUGCUAAACAUGUUACUUUAGCAGAUGAAAUUAGAGAAUUACAAGAAGAUAGUCCAAUUAAUGAAAAAAGAUCAUUGCGUGAAAGAACGAAACCCGUAGACUAUACUAUCCCACCUUUGUUAUCAGCUGCAACAGCGGAAGAAUAUUUAGAAAGACCAAAACCAGGAUCAUUUGUGAAUGUCUCUCCAGCUCGUCGUGGUGGUAGGAGUUGGAAUUCAGGUGGUCCAGUAAGAAGGUUAUUUCCAACAGGAGGUCCAUUCGGUGGUAAUGAUGUCACUACAAUCUUUGGACAAAAUACAAAUUUUUAUGGGAAUACAAACGGUACAUCUGCACUAAAUAGAAAUGAUCAAAAUAACAAAUUGAUCCUGGAUUCAGAUUCAUCAGACGAUGAAAUAUUGCCAUUAGGUGCCACUCCAAAAGAAAAGAAGGAAAAUCCAUUAAAGAAAACGAAAAAGAAACCUGAAAUUGCAGAUUUAGAUCCACUUGGUGUAGAUAUGAAUAUCACUUUUGAUGAAGUGGGUGGUUUGGAUAAUUAUAUUGAUCAACUGAAAGAAAUGGUGACUUUACCAUUACUUUAUCCUGAAUUGUAUCAAAAUUUUAAUAUCAUGCCUCCAAGAGGUGUUCUUUUCCAUGGUCCUCCAGGUACAGGUAAGACUUUAAUGGCGAGAGCAUUAGCUGCAAGUUGUUCCUCGGAAUCGAGAAAGAUUACUUUCUUUAUGAGAAAAGGUGCCGAUAUUUUAUCCAAAUGGGUAGGUGAGGCUGAAAGACAAUUAAGAUUAUUAUUUGAAGAAGCAAAGAAACAACAACCAUCUAUCAUUUUUUUCGAUGAAAUCGAUGGUUUAGCACCAGUGAGAUCUUCAAAGCAGGAGCAAAUCCAUGCCAGUAUUGUUUCCACUAUGUUAGCUUUGAUGGAUGGUAUGGACAAUAGAGGUCAAGUUAUAGUUAUUGGUGCUACAAAUAGACCAGAUGCGGUGGAUCCAGCUCUUAGAAGACCAGGUAGAUUUGAUAGAGAAUUUUAUUUCCCACUACCGGAUGAAAAAGCUAGGGCUACUAUUUUGAAAAUCCAAACAAAAAAAUGGAAUCCACAGUUACCAGAAAAGUUGGUCGAUGGACUAGCUAAAUUAACAAAGGGUUAUGGUGGUGCUGAUUUGAGGGCUCUUUGUACAGAAGCUGCCCUGUCAAGUAUUCAAAGAAAGUAUCCACAAAUUUAUAGGAGCAACGAUAAACUCUUAGUAGACCCGAAGAAAAUCCGUGUUAAUCACAAGGAUUUCAUGUUUGCAUUAAAAAAAAUUGUUCCUUCGUCUGCUAGACAGACUGGUAGUGUUGCUGAGCCUUUACCGAAAUCAGUAAUGCCACUAUUAGAGAAACAGUUUAGUAGUAUUAAAACAGUUUUGAACGGUAUACUUUCUGAUGAAAGAUCUAGUAAAUCUGAUAAAGCUACGACGAUACAGCACUAUAUUGAUUACGAAGAUUCUGACUCCGAAACGGAAAGUACAACAAUCGGUGGAAUUAAUAAGUAUGAAAUACUUGAUCAGAUUAGAGAAUCUCAGAUAUGUAAUCCAAGAAUGCUGAUUACUGGUUCUCAAGGGAAUGGGCAACAGUAUAUAGGUGCCGCAAUUUUAAAUCAUCUUGAGCAUUAUAAUGUACAAAAAUUAGAUUUAGGAAGUUUAGCAUCGGAAAGUAAUAGGUCUAUUGACGCUGCCAUUGUUCAAGGUUUUAUAGAGGCGCGUAAAAGACAACCUUCUAUUAUUUUUAUUCCAAAUAUUGAUAUUUGGGCCAGAUCUAUUCCGACAAGCGCAUUGUCUACUUUGGCUAGUUUAGUUAGAUCAUUGAAGAGUAAAGAGAAAAUAUUGUUAUUAGGUUUAGCUGAUACUCCUGCAGAAGAAUUAAGUUACGAUGAAACUAUUUCCCAGUUAUACUUCCAAGAUAACAUUUUUAACAUUGAGAAACCUCAAACAAUGGAGAGGUCGGAAUACUUCAAGGAAAUUUCUACUAUCCUAGAAAUGAAACCGACUGAAUUCGUUACUGAAAGAAAGAGAACAAAACCAUUGGAAGAGCUUCCUGUGGUUUCACCCAAUUUGCUACCUGAAAAUCUGGACGAAAAUGGGAAUCCAUUGCCUGAGGAUGAGAUCCUCAGAAGGAAAUUAAAGAAAUUUCAGUAUCAAGAUAUGAAACUAAAGAAUGUGCUUAAAAUAAAAUUAUCCGGUCUAAUGGAUCUAUUUAAAAACAGGUACAAGAGGUUUAGGAAACCAACUGUUGAUGAUUCAUUUCUUGUCCAUUUAUUUGAACCUUCGGCCGAUCCAAAUUAUCAACCAGCCUAUGUCAAACAAGGUGAUAUGAUUCUGGAAAUUGCUACGGGUAAGAAAUUUUUCAAUAUGGAUUUGGAUAUUAUUGAAGAAAGGCUGUGGAAUGGUUAUUAUUCAGAGCCAAAGCAAUUCUUGGAAGACAUUGAGCUUAUCUAUUUGGAUGCAAUGACUGUUGGAGAUAGAGAACGUGUAAUUAAGGCAUCAGAAAUGUUUGCAAAUGCUCAGAUGGGUAUUGAGGAUAUUUCAACUCCUGAACUUAUCAAAGAAUGUAAGAUAACAAGAAGGAGAGACCACGAAAGACAGCAACUGUACGCAAAACAAUUAGAACAAGAAAAGUUAACUAACAAUGUUGAGACUGCCAUAGAAGGAUUUGGUCAAGAAACAAAUGCUGAGGUUGCUCCGACAGCAGAUUUCGCUACAACCGAUAAUGUUGAUGCUAUAGGUGCAACUGAGAUCAGUACCGGUGCAGGUAGUCAAGUCCAAGCACAGCUUCAAAUAAAUCAAAAUACUGUUAUACCCGAAAAUCCAUUCAAUAACGGUCGCGAUGAGGUAGACGUAACAAAGCCGGUUGUAAUUGAAAAAGGUGAAGCCAAAUCUUCUACUGGUGUCGGCGAAAAAAAUAAUGAUAAUACUUCAGAACGAGAUAAGUUAAUUGAUAAAACAACUGAUCAAAGCCAGGUUCCAGUAGAAGAUCAAUUCGGUACUUUGAAUAGUGAAGAAACUCAUGUGGAACCAAAACCAGAAACAGCAAUAGAAAAUUCUGGAAUUAAAGAACCAGAAAUUAAUAGCGUGUCCACAACCGAGGAAUUGAAUGAGAAGCCUAAAGAACUCGCCCCUCCAAAACAAGAAGAUACGAGGAUCGUAACACUAGAUAAAACACGUCUAGACGAAGUAAUCUCGAGUUUAAUAAAGGAAACUGAUGAUUUCACCGUAACUGCACUUGAAAAUAUUUAUUCUAAAGUAAUUAGAAUCAUCUGGGAGAACAGGCAAUCAUGGGAUAAAUCGGAAACACUUGCACAUCUAGAAUCAUACAUCAGUAAGCUCAACAAAAGAGGGCAGUAA
This is a messenger RNA of Maudiozyma saulgeensis, 4101 nucleotides long. The record is from the annotation of a GenBank genome assembly. NCBI's taxonomy places the organism in Eukaryota, Fungi, Ascomycota, Saccharomycetes, Saccharomycetales, Saccharomycetaceae.